GAUAAAGGCGGAAAGCGACGAAGUGACCUCAUCAAAGCGAUCCGCGCGACACGGGGCGGUGCCAGCGGCAAGAUGGCGGCGGUGGCAGACGCCGCGCUCCCGUCGCCUCAAAAUUCCGACGCCCUCGGCGAUGUGCUCAAGAUUUUGACGGAGGAUCUGCCCGCAGCCGACCUGCAGUGGUCGCUGUUUGUGGCAGCGCUCAGGUCGUACCGCUACGACACCGUACUGCGUCCGUUUCCGGCAGACUUCGUCGACCGGAGUUGCGACACGAAGCAUAUCGACGAGCUUCGUGAAGUGGCCGCCAGAGUGCCCGCGCUCGCCACACUGUUGCUGGACGAGCCGAACCGCGCUCCGCCGGAAUCGUUGCAGCUGCUCCGUUGGGUGCUCACCUCGGGAGGAGUGCGACUCCGGUCCCGAAGCAAGCAGGAUAUGCCCGAACUCCGGGGCUCGCACGUCGACCUGGUGUUUGAAGUGGAACACAGCGCGCAAACGGAACGGCGGUUCGCCUCGGCCCGCGGCGAGAGGGAUGUCUUCUUCGCUUACCACGGAUCCCGACUGGACAAUUUCUAUUCGAUCCUCCACAAUGGUCUCCUGGCGCAUAUGAACAAGAACUCGCUCUUUGGAGCUGGCACCUACCUGUCCAGCGAGUUGAGCGUGUCGUCGACGUUCAGCCCUGCUGGCUUCGGCUGGCAGCAUUCCGUCAUCAGUUCGGAAUUUUCCCUAGUGGCCAUGUGCGAACUCAUCGAUCAUCCGGACGUCAAGUGCCAGGACAGGUCCAAGAGUCAUCCUUCCAGGGCCUACGCUCAAGAUUCCAUCGGUGGCAAGGUUCCCGAGAAGUACUUCCUGGUCCAGAACAACUCUGUGGUUCGAGUGCGCUAUCUCCUCGUGUACACUGCGGUGCAUCCGCGAUCCCCGUCCCCCGAAAUCCUACCGGCUGGGAGGCCUGCGGAAACGUGCUGCGCCUUCAGCUGGCCAGAGUUCUUGCGGAAGAACAAGUCCUGGUUCAUGAUUGCCGCGUACGCCGCCUUGCUCUGUGGCAUCGGAUUGUCCAGUUCCCGGGUCGGCCACAAAAUAAUGCUCAAGUUCUUCUACCGGUAGUAGACGUCCUGGUUCGUUUUGGGUGGUGCGUCGGUCCUUUGAUUGUUCCGAAAAUUAUGAUGUCGUUGUGCCAUUGGGGGAAUUUGGUGGGAGAUGGUAUGGUCCGAUAUAUUUUUGUAUACCUACAGUCGCAUGUGACUCGAUCGCGUGAUCGCCAGUAUGUAUAUACUUACGCAUGAUCUCAUACCAUAUUUGUGUUUGUUUUUUGCCAGCUGUUUCUGCGGUCAUGCUGGUGAUCCUUGUGGUCGCGUUACAUUUGGACUUAAAUCUCUUCCUGCAAAGUU
Messenger RNA from Ixodes scapularis (black-legged tick), 1382 nucleotides. Its product is annotated as protein mono-ADP-ribosyltransferase PARP16. Gene Ontology annotation, cellular component: nuclear envelope; membrane; endoplasmic reticulum tubular network. The record is from RefSeq and is a predicted model, not a curated record. NCBI's taxonomy places the organism in Eukaryota, Metazoa, Arthropoda, Arachnida, Ixodida, Ixodidae. The coding region runs from base 73 to 1098 and encodes 341 amino acids. Gene Ontology annotation, molecular function: kinase binding; NAD+ poly-ADP-ribosyltransferase activity; protein serine/threonine kinase activator activity. The transcript has a single exon. Gene Ontology annotation, biological process: endoplasmic reticulum unfolded protein response.